UAGAUAUUUGUGGAUUUCUCUUUCUUUUUCUCUCUCUUUUUCUUACAUCGUUUUUUGCUCCUUCUUCCUCUUGUUCAAGUGUAAGGAAAGAAGACAGCGAAGAGAGUUUAUCGUGCGUAUAUAGAAGAAAGUACAAGUGCGACCGUCAGAUAAUUUCGUCUUCUUCUUUUCCUUUUCCUUCGUCCAUGCAUCUCUGGAGCGAUCAGGUGAAAAUUAAACCUCGUAAGACCUGAUCGAUAUCGUAUCGUAUCGUAAGGAAGGAAAGAAAGAAAGAAAGGAAGAAAGAAAGAAGGAAGGAAGGAAGGAAAAAGAGCCGAGCGGAAACUGUUGGAAUUAUCUCUUCUUCUUUAAACGAGGAGAAGAAAAGGAAAAAGAGGAAAGAAGCGAAAGUAAUUAAAAAUAAUGUGCAGCAACGAAAGUCCACCGCCUGCUAAGGAACCAUUGGCCGUUGGAUUGGGUAAUCCAAUGGCUGGGUUCUUACCAGGAUUGGAACAUUAUCGUCUUCAACUUUAUCAUUAUGCCAUGGCCGAGAGGUUGCGUUUGGCUCAACAAUUACAUCCUCAACAUCCUGGAGUCGGUCAUCCACCGUCGGGUUCACCGGGACAUCUUGGAAUGGGCGCCGCGUUUCCCGCACCAUUGCCAUUGUAUCCAGCAGCAGCGGCUGGUUAUCCAAGUCGAUUGGCAUUGUCAAUGGCGUUACUGCAUCCUCAUCAUCAGAGAAUACCGGAGGAACCCAAACCGCAGCAUAGUUACAUCGGUUUAAUAGCUAUGGCUAUAUUGUCGUCGCCGGAAAAAAAAUUGGUCCUUUCGGAUAUCUAUCAGCAUAUACUCGAACACUAUCCCUAUUUUCGUACGCGCGGUCCGGGCUGGAGAAAUUCUAUAAGACACAAUCUCUCGUUGAACGAUUGUUUCGUUAAAUCGGGUAGAAGUGCCAACGGGAAGGGUCAUUAUUGGGCCAUUCAUCCGGCUAAUCUCGAGGAUUUUAGACGCGGUGAUUUUCGUAGACGCAAAGCCCAAAGAAAAGUACGAAGGCAUAUGGGUUUAGCCGUUGACGAGGAACCCGACAGUCCCAGUCCACCACCUUUGCCAGCUACACCACCACCUUCCGCAUCGGCGUUAGUUGGUCCAACCGUCGGUUCUCAACAGAUCACGGGAAUUUGGACGAGUCCUGCGCCACCACCACCUCCGCCACCUCCGCAUUCUCAUCAUCAUCAUCAUCAUCAUCAUCAUCAUCAUCACCAUCAACAACAACAACAACAACAACAACAACAACAACAGCAACAACAACAACAGCAACAGCAACAGCAGCAGCAACAGCAACAACAUACUUUUCAAAAUCGUUCGAUCAGACAAUCGUCGUCUCUUCAACCAUCGAGGAAACGACAGUUCGACGUAGCUUCUCUGUUAGCGCCGGACGAUCAACAUCACAUCGAGUCGGACUUGAGAUCGAACAAAUCCAGAAGGUUCAGUUGCAGCGAGGAAGACGAAUUACAUGAUCUUCACGAACACGAACAGGAACAAGACGAGGACGUUGACGUUGACGUCGACGUUGACGUUGUAGCCGAAAGCAACGCUAUUCCGUCGCCUAACGGGACAACGCCAUCGGCCAGUCCAGAAGCUAAAUUGGUCUCACCGAUCGGACAUUGGAACGAUCGGAGUUUGCAAACUGGACCACAACAGUUACCAUCUCUUCAUCUUCACAAUCACGUACACGUUAGGAAUUAUUACGUACCGGCGAACGCCAGUAACGCUUCUGGUGUCUAAUCGAAUCUCGAAAUAUGUGUUGCGUGCA
Messenger RNA from Vespula pensylvanica (western yellowjacket), 1792 nucleotides. RefSeq names its product forkhead box protein C1-A (gene fd102C). Bases 403 to 1764 code for a protein of 453 amino acids. The record is from RefSeq and is a predicted model, not a curated record. NCBI's taxonomy places the organism in Eukaryota, Metazoa, Arthropoda, Insecta, Hymenoptera, Vespidae. The transcript has a single exon. Gene Ontology annotation, biological process: regulation of transcription by RNA polymerase II; cell differentiation; anatomical structure morphogenesis. Gene Ontology annotation, molecular function: RNA polymerase II cis-regulatory region sequence-specific DNA binding; DNA-binding transcription factor activity, RNA polymerase II-specific.